AGACUUUGGACCCUCUUCAUGUUUUUUUGAAUCUGAUGGCUUUUGGACUUUCCUCCGGCAGAACACCAUGGGCUACUUGCUAGAUGUGGUGCUUGAGGAAGGUGCAGGAAGACGAGGAGAAGCAAAUGUUGAUGGUGCAAAAUUAACAAAACAUCAAAUCAGUGCAGAGAAUUCCUCCAUGUCCGAGAAGUACGAGGAUAGCAUUUCCUUGCAAGAGGCUCUGAAGGCCGUUCAAUUGGCCCGAGCACGUGCAAACCAUGCGGAAGAAGAGAUGUCACGUUGCCGGGAGGCAGCAAGUAAGCUAAAGGGUAAGCUGCGAAGAAUCGCAAUCGUCAAAUCAUUUUGCGAGCCAGAAAAGGAGAACUCAAAUUGGAUGCAAGUUCUCGGCCCACGAGAAUUGCAAGUUCAGCCUCACCAAGAUGGGGAGAAGGCUCAAAGCCGACGACGGAUGAGUACAGGAUGCAUGCCGGAUUCUCUUCAGAAGAGGUGCAACAUUUGUUCGCCGCGGAUCAUGGACUUUGAACACAUUGUUGGUCACGAGGACUUGCGGAUCUUUCAGGUCUUGAAACCCAAGAUUGACGCCUGCGUUGCUGGAGAGGCAACAGAGGUGUUCGGCGUCUUUGUCUGUGGCACUGCUUCGUACGACAACAAGGCUCCCGUUGCACAGGUACAGAUGCAGAUGUUUGAAACUCAUGCAGAUCAACACCGAGAUUUGCUUGAUUUGAGCCCCUCAAAUCAAACGGGAAGGCAGCCUUCCGGAGGACCUGCACCUGUGGUGACUUUCGAGUUCCAUCCAAACAUGGAGGAGCCGAUGACCAACUCCUUCAGGAAGCUGCUUCGUGAAUCGCGCUCACUUCAAUCACAGAGAUUCUUCCCAGUGUCCCACUUUGCGAUGUCCUUUCGCAUUUGGAGGCCUUCAAAGCCAGUCGGGCAAAUUGUAAUUGUUGAUGUGGAUUCUUCCGAUCGGGGUUGGACUUGUCGCAGCUCUCAGACCCACCUGUGGCAUUUGCUGGGAGACUUUCAGGAGCGACAUGAGGCUCACAUGCAGCGACUGGCAGUGCCCGACUUGAGUUUGGCCAAAGAUUACAGUCGUCCUUACUCCGCUUCGGGCCACGUCACAUCGGAUCUGCAGAUGCAUGGCAUCAAGACGAAACGCAAACUUCAGAAGAUCCUCAAGAAUACUGAUGACCUGUGCGACAAAUGUUGUCCAACUUUGUGCCACAAGUUUUGA
Messenger RNA from Cladocopium goreaui, 1231 nucleotides. The record is from the annotation of a GenBank genome assembly. Lineage: Eukaryota; Dinophyceae; Suessiales; Symbiodiniaceae.